Messenger RNA from Arabidopsis arenosa, 2451 nucleotides. Lineage: Eukaryota; Viridiplantae; Streptophyta; Magnoliopsida; Brassicales; Brassicaceae. The record is from the annotation of a GenBank genome assembly.
GGGUUCUUCUACUUCUUCGACUACCGCCAAAGCUCUCUGUCUCCUUCCUCGGCGCCACCACCAUGUUCUGGAAACUAGCCUCUCUCUCUGCAUCGUCUCCUGUGGAGUCGAUACUAGACAAAGACAGUUUCACUUUGGAAGAGCUUCUUGAUGAGGAAGAGAUUAUUCAAGAAUGCAAAGCUUUGAAUAGCCGACUCAUAAAUUUUGUAAGGGAUAAAACUCAAGUGGAGAAACUUUUGCGGUAUGUUGUUGAAGAGCCUGAGGAUGAUGCUGAUAGCAAACGUGCUUUCAAGUUUCCAUUCAUCUCUUGCGAGAUAUUUACAUGUGAGAUUGAUGUUAUUCUUAAGACUUUGGUGGAGGACGAGAAGCUGAUGGAUUUGCUAUUUGGAUUUUUGGAACCGAAUCGUCCUCAUAGUGCGUUGCUGGCAGGCUAUUUCGGAAAGGUUGUCAUAUGUCUGAUGAUCAGAAAGACUGCAGCACUUAUGAAAUAUAUAAAAGGGCAUGGAAAUGUGUUUAGCCAGUUGGUUGAUUUAAUUGGGAUAACAUCCAUCAUGGAGGUUUUGGUUCGCUUGGUUGGGGCUGAUGAUCAUGUCUAUCCCAAUUUUCCGGAUGUGAUGCGAUACUUGGCUGAUAGUGAUUUACUUGAAAUGAUCGUGGACAAACUAAAUCCAUCUAGUCCUCCUGAGGUUCAGGCAAACGCAGCAGAAACAUUAUGUGCAAUUACUCGAAAUGCACCUUCAGCUCUAGCUACAAAACUCUCUAGCCCUGGCUUCGUUUCUAGGAUAUUUGGUCAUGCUAUAGAAGAUUCACAUUCAAAAUCUGGCCUAGUUCAUUCACUUACUGUAUGUAUCUCUCUGUUAGAUCCAAGGAGAUCUGCUGCUUCAUCGCCUUUCUUCAAUUCUUAUAGAGGUCAAAAUAUGUAUGAGUCUCCUGUCCCAGUGAGCCAGGAGACUAUUGGUGCCAUGCUACCAAAACUCGGUGACAUGCUUGUGCUUCUCAGUGUAGCGUCUGACAGCAAAGUCUUACCUACAACGUAUGGAGAGCUGAGGCCGCCUCUUGGAAAGCAUCGCUUAAAGAUUGUAGAAUUCAUUGCGGUGCUGUUAAAAUCCGGAAAUGAAGCUGCUGGAACUGAAUUAGCAAGCUCUGGAACAAUUAAAAGGAUCCUUGAACUAUUUUUCGAGUACCCAUACAAUAAUGCUCUCCAUCACCAAGUGGAGAGUAUAAUACUUUCUUGUUUGGAAAAUAAGAGCGAAAUUAUGGUUAACCAUAUCCUUCAAGAAUGCAAUCUGAUUAGCAAAAUUCUUUCAUCAGACAAAGACUCGACUCUUUCUGGCGAUAACCUGCCUACCGUAGUUGCCACCGGGAAAAAACCACCACGGGUUGGAUAUGUUGGACAUAUCACAAGACUUUGGAAUAGACUUGUCCAGUUGAGUGAUAGCAAUAGCCUGAUAAAGACAUCGCUUCAGGAAAACAGUGAAUGGAACGAGUGGCAAAGUAGUGUUCUAAAAGAGCGCAAUACUGUUGAGAAUGUGUACAGAUGGGCAUGCGGGCGUCCUACUACACUGCAGGAUAGAACAAGGGAUAGCGACGAGGAAGACAGGGAUUAUGAUGUUGCAGCUUUGGCGAACAAUUUGAACCAAGCAUUUAAUUACAGAAUGUAUGGAAACGAGGAUAAUGAAGAGGAUCAGAAUGCUCUCAAUGCCCUCGAUAGAGACGAUAGUGAUGCAUACUUUGACGAUGAAUCUGCUGAAGUAGUGAUUUCAUCCUUGAGACUCGGAGACGACCAAGGAAGCUUGCUCACAAAUUCGGACUGGUUCACAUUCCAAGAUGACAGAUUCAGCAACACGGCCUCUGACACGACGAUUGAAGACGUGAACAUGAAUGAAAACUCAAAUGAUAACAAUAGCAGCAGCAGUGACGAUGAACUUCUGGUUGGAGAAGAAGAAGACAAUGAUCUAACCGAGAAACCGAAGAACAUCUCUCCCAGCAAUUUAUCAACAUCAGACUCAACAAGCAUCAAUACAUCAUCAGAGAACAACGAUGAACCAUCUGAAAUGCAAAUUACUAGCUCCAGUCUGAACCCAUUCAUCGAUGUACCAAUGCUCGAUGUCAAAUCCGAACCAGUUAUUACGAAUGGUUCCCCAACAUCAACUGGAAGCAGCAGCUCAGGGCACAAAUCGCCUACUUCUCCUGCCGUGCGAGCACUCUUUGAAGAGGAUGUGGAGUUUGUAGGAGUGGAACCUGAAGGAACAGAGAAAGCAAUGGAACAAGCUUUAAAAGAAGGGAUAGUAGGUGAAGCUGGACCGUUGAAGCGGAAUAUCGUUCAAAAAGUUCCGGAAAACGAAAACGAGGAGAAUUCUGGUGUGACAGAGUUCAACGAUGCAAAUUUCUGGAGGGUUGAUCAAGAAGUUACAGUUUUGGAGUAAAAGGUAAAAAAACCAUACAAAAUCU